This is a messenger RNA of Nerophis lumbriciformis (worm pipefish), 4698 nucleotides long. The record is from RefSeq and is a predicted model, not a curated record. Lineage: Eukaryota; Metazoa; Chordata; Actinopteri; Syngnathiformes; Syngnathidae.
AUGGCCUUCAGUAAAGGUUAUCGCAUCUACCACAAGUUGGACCCGCCUCCAUACAGUGUCAUCGUGGAGACGAGAUCCAGGGAAGAAUGCCUCAUGUUUGAGUCCGGGGCCGUUGCCGUCCUCUCGGCGGCUGAGAAGGAGGCUAUUAAAAACACGUAUUCCAAAAUCGUGGAUGCCUAUGGGAUCUUAGGUGUUCUGCGCCUCAACUUGGGUGACUCCAUGCUCCACAGCCUGGUGGUGGUGACGGGCUGCAGCUCGGUGGGCAAAGUGCAGGAGUCAGAGGUGUUUCGGGUGACGCAAACAGACUUUGUGUCGCUAAAGAAUGACCCUGGCGACGAGGAGCGCAUCGGCGAGGUGCGUAAGGUGCUCAACUCGGGCCACUUCUACUUCGCUUGGUCAGCCUCGGGCAUCAGCAUGGACCUCAGCCUCAAUGCGCGUCGCCGUAUCCUAGAGGACACCACGGACAACCGCUUCUUCUGGAAUCAGUCCCUGCACCUCCACCUGAAGCAUUACGGCGUCAACUGCGACGACUGGCUGCUGAGGCUGAUGUGCGGUGGUGUAGAGAUCCGCACCAUCUACGCCGGACACAAGCAAGCCAAGGCCUGCAUCUUCUCCCGCCUCAGCUCGGAGCGUGCUGGCACCCGUUUCAACGUGCGCGGCGCCAACGACGAUGGACAGGUGGCUAACUUCGUGGAGACUGAGCAGGCCAUCUUUCUGGAUGACAGAGUGUCGUCGUUCAUCCAGAUCCGUGGCUCUAUUCCGCUGUUUUGGGAGCAGCCAGGGAUCCAGAAAAAGUCCCUUAAGGGGGUUUUGUUGCACCUCAACGACAAUCGGCAACCAAAUCGACACGAUGACAACCUGCACUUGGUUGGCUCUCACCGCGUCAAACUCUCCCGAGGAUUUGAAGCAAACGCGCCGGCCUUUGAAAGGCACUUUACUGCCUUGAAAAGGCUGUACGGCAAACAGGUGAUCAUCAAUCUGCUCGGCAGUAAAGAAGGAGAACACAUGCUCAGCAAAGCCUUUCAGAGUCACCUGAAAGCGUCGGAGCAUGCCACGUCCGUCAAGAUGGUCAACUUCGACUACCACCAGAAUGUGCGGGGCGGAAAGGCAGAGAAGCUGCACAGUGUGCUGAAGCCGCAGCUCGGCAAGUUCCUGGAAGAGUGUGGAUUCUUCUACUACUCAGGAGAGAGGGGCAUUACGAGGAGCCAGUGUGGCACCGUCAGGACAAAUUGCCUGGACUGUUUGGACAGAACCAACAGUGUCCAAGCUUUCUUUGCCCUGGAGAUACUGGCGAAGCAGCUGGAGGAAAUGGGGCUGACGGAGAAACCUCAGCUAGUGGCCCGCUUCCAGGAAGUCUUCCGGACCAUGUGGUCGAGCAACGGCGACUCGAUCAGCAAGAUCUACGCUGGCACCGGCGCCCUGGACGGCAAGGCCAAGGGCGGAAAGCUAAAAGACGGCGCCCGCUCAGUGACCAGGACCAUCCAGAACAACUUCUUUGAUAGCUCCAAACAGGAGGCUAUUGACAUCCUGCGUCUAGGCUCUACGCUCAACAGCGACCUGGCCGACAAAGCGCGGGCCUUGCUCACCACAUCCAGCCUCUACGUCACGGAGCCUGUCUUACAGUCAGCCUCCCCCAGGGUUCUUCUUGGCAUGUGUCAGAACCACCGCAAGUACACACGGCCCAAGCAAAUCCGGGUCUGCGUGGGCACGUGGAAUGUCAACGGCGGCAAGCAGUUCCGCAGCAUCGCCUUCCGCAACCAGACUCUGAAUGACUGGCUGUUGGACGCGCCCAAGAUCGCCGGACACCCCGACUUCCAAGAGAGCAAAGCCAACCCUGUGGAUAUAUUUGCCAUUGGCUUUGAGGAAAUGGUUGAGUUGAACGCAGGAAACAUCGUCAGCGCCAGUACCACCAACCAGAAGCUGUGGGCCGCCGAACUGCAGAAGAACAUCUCGCGUGACCACAAAUACGUGUUGCUGGCGUCGGAGCAGCUAGUGGGCGUGUGCUUGUUUGUCUUCAUCCGCCCGCAGCACGCACCCUUCAUUAGGGACGUUGCGGUGGACACGGUGAAAACGGGCAUGGGCGGCGCCACAGGGAACAAAGGGGGUGUGGCCAUCCGGCUGCUUUUCCACACCACCAGCAUUUGCUUCGUGUGCUCACACUUUGCGGCGGGACAGUCGCAGGUCAAGGAGAGGAACGAUGACUACAAUGAGAUCACGCGCAAACUCACUUUCCCCAUGGGUCGGCUGCUCUACUCUCACGACUAUGUUUUCUGGUGCGGAGACUUCAACUACCGCAUCAACCUUCCCAACGAAGAGGUGAAAGAGCUAAUCAGGCAGCAGAAUUGGGAUGCACUGACUGCUGGUGAUCAGCUCUUCGACCAGAAGAAUGCCGGAAUGGUGUUCCGUGGAUUCACAGAGGGCAAAUUGGACUUUGCGCCCACGUACAAAUACGACCUGUUCUCUGAGGACUAUGACACAAGCGAGAAGUGCCGUACACCCGCCUGGACCGACCGCAUCCUCUGGAAGCGCCGCAAGUGGAACUUUGACAAAACGGCUGAAGAAAUGAACGUGGUGGGUGCGGCGUCCACGUCAGCUGAAAACGAGGACGAUCCCGGUUACCCUUGGAGCCCCGGGACCCUCAAGUACUACGGCAGAGCUGAGCUCAAGACCUCGGACCACAGGCCGGUGGUGGCUGUCAUGGACGUGGACAUCCUGGAGGUGGAUCCGGAGGCCCGGCAUCAGGUCUACAAGGAUGUCAUUGCCCUGCAGGGUCCACCGGACGGCACAAUCCUGGUGUCCUUGUGCUCUUCCGGACCGGACGACUUCUUCGACGACCCACUCAUCGACGAGCUGCUUGACAAGUUCGCUAACUUCGGCGAAGUCAUCCUCAUCAGAUUUGUCGAGGAGAAGAUGUGGGUGACAUUCCUGGAAGGUUACUCUGCUCUGGCCGCUUUGUCUCUCAGCGCCUCCACUGUUCUGGGGAAGGUGAUCGACAUCCGCCUGAAGAGUCCUGGCUGGAUCAAGAGCUUGGAAGAAGAGAUGAGCGUGGAGCGGAUCUGUGGGAGCGUCCCCGCCUCGGCCAGCUCCAGCCUACUGGCUGAGGACGCCGACCUUGGUGAUGAUGACUAUGACAUGGAGGGCGACGUAGAUGAGGAGCUGGAGGCGGUUCUUCCCCAGCAUCUGCAGCCUUCCCCUGGCUCCGGAGUGGGCUCCUCACCAGUACCAUCGCCACGUGCCAGCCCCUGCGCCUCUCCCACUCACGGAGACAGGCCCGGACGCAGUGCUCAACCUGUGCGACCGUCACAAGGACCUCCUGUCGACUUCCAGCCCGGGGCACCGACACCUCAAGGCCUGGAACCCAAACGUGCGCCCCCACCUCGACCCAAUGCGCCCCCGGCAAGACCCGCGCCCCCUCAGCGCCCGCCGCCGCCCUCAGGAUCAAAAAGCCCGGCUCUUCCUCGGCCUGACUCCGCCGCAGGUCGAGGUCAGGUCGCCGCUGGGCCCCCUGGACCCGGAGGUGCCUCCCGGCCGAAUUUGCCCCCUCGAGCCGGCGUGAUUAGCGUGCCUCCACAGUCACGUCCCUCUCCUCCGUCCCACCCCGGAGCUCCCCGACCCAUCCCAGAAGUUCACCCAGGAGCACCUCGACCCAUGGCCGACACCCACCCCGGGGCCCCUCGACCGGUACCUGGUGCCCCGGCCAAAGCUUCUGACCUUCCUCUAGGUGAGCACGCAUCGCCAUCCACACCAGCGGGAGCCGCUCCAACCGUGCCUCCUGCUGUGAGAGCGACGGUACCUCCGGUCCAGUCCCAACUGCCUCCCCCGAUGCAACCCACGCCUGCCGCUGCUCCCGCGCAAACUUUGGCCUCUCCAAAGCCACCGCCCCGUUCCCGCUCGCAUCAUGCUCUACCCCCAGAUGGCGCCAAAGCCGACUCGGCCCCGCAGACUAACGGGCUGAACGGCGUCCAAUGGAAGCCUAUUGACUGGGACCCCCUCGAUUUCCUGUCCAUGCCAUCAUCCCACCGGCAAAGCAUCCCAUCCCCGACCUGCGGCUCCAACCUGAGGGCGCCGCCCGCUGUCCCCUCCUCUUCAAUGUCACGGUCAACCUCGCCGGGUGCCGCCCUCCUUCCGCCGCCGCCGCCUGCCAUGCCCCGAAGUCGUUCACAGGAAACCCUGCGCGCUUCACCCAACCCCUAUCCUGCUGAGCCGCUUCCCGCCCGGCCCAAGAGCACCAACCCAUUUGUCCAGACGUCCGCGCCUCCCCCCCAGGGCCUCUCUCGUAGCGCGUCCCUGUUAGUGUCCCUCCCACCCGUUCUUCCGCCACGUCGCCAGCCCCCCAACUGGGUCACCUUCAACGACGACUUCCCCCUCCCGGCUAGAAGUGCCACCUUGCCCCCGAGUUCCGCCCCCCGCUCCGAACCAGACUGGUUGAGUAACAUGGCGCUCCCGACACCCCUUGUCCCCGAGCCGGACUGGUUAACCCCUACGCCGGCAUAUCCCGCCUGCUCGGCAAAAACUCUGCCCGCUAAUGCCACCCUAUACCCCGAGCCGGACUGGUUAACCCCAACCCCUGCGAUAGCAGCCCUCCCGAACCUCCCUCUUCCCCCUCUCCCGUUGCGGACCGGCACGGCGGUCCCCAUACAUCCCGAGGGAUCCAGUCCGAGCUGCCUCUUUUUCCCCAGAGAGCCGACAGAACGGUGA